Messenger RNA from Cydia pomonella (codling moth), 1692 nucleotides. RefSeq names its product vacuolar protein sorting-associated protein VTA1 homolog (gene Vta1). Gene Ontology annotation, biological process: late endosome to vacuole transport via multivesicular body sorting pathway. The transcript has 5 exons. The record is from RefSeq and is a predicted model, not a curated record. NCBI's taxonomy places the organism in Eukaryota, Metazoa, Arthropoda, Insecta, Lepidoptera, Tortricidae. Gene Ontology annotation, cellular component: multivesicular body. Bases 178 to 1185 code for a protein of 335 amino acids.
UUUUAUACAUGACGUCAUUCAUAUUAUUCAUAGUACUAUCAAUAUUCUUAUCUUUCUUUUCAUGUUUCAAUAAUUAUUACGUUCAUGUUUAACACGUAAAUUAAGAGUUGUUUGUAUACAUCAUAUUCUACGACAAAUUUGAACAGUGCUUUGAAAAAGGGCACUGUAAGUGUCGCGAUGGCAAAUAUUCCGGAAUGUCCGCCCAGUCUGAAAUCCAUCCAGCACUAUUUGAAGGUAGCGACAGAACAUGAAUCAAGGGAUCCAGUGAUUGCCUAUUGGUGCAGGCUACAUGCCUUACAAGUUGGCCUUAAGGCAACAACAAAGAAAACACCAGAAGAGACUAAAGUUUUAAUGGCACUAAUGGACUGGUUAGAAGAAGCCAAGAAGAGCAUGAAAGACAAUGAAGCCAUCAGCAAUGAGGUGGCAGGUCAGGCGCAUCUGGAGAAUUAUGCUUUAAGACUGUUUCUAUUUGCUGACAAGGCAGACAGAGAACAGAAUUAUGGAAAGAACAUGGUGAAAGCAUUUUACACAGCCGGCAUGAUUUAUGAUGUGCUGACGACGUUUGGAGAUCUAACUGAUGAAGCAGCACAGAACAGGAAGUAUGCUAAAUGGAAGGCAGCCUACAUCCACAACUGCUUGAAGAAUGGAGAAACACCUGUCCCAGGUCCAAUCCAAGAGGGAGAACAAAACGAAGAUUCAGAAGCGACAAACCCCACACCCUCCUCAGACCCGGCGCCCGCCGCAGCGUCCGGCUUCCCGCAGGUGCCCGGCUUCUCGCAGGUGCCCGGCCUGCCGCAGGUGCCCGGCUUCUCGCAGGUGCCCGGCCUGCCGCAGGUGCCCGGCGCCUCGCCCGCGCCGGCCACGCCGCCCAGCAGCCUCGGCAGCUCGCUGCCCGACCCCAACCUCGCCAUGCGCGCGGCCUCGCAGCUCCCCAACGUGCCCUACACGCCCGACCCCGCCCCGGGCGGCUUCGUGCCCUACGACCCCGCGCAGCAGCCCGCGCCCGCCUCCCUGUACGGAGACAGCACGAGCGCCGCCGCCCAACUCACGCCGGACCAGAUAGCUAAAGCCCAGAAAUACUGCAAAUGGGCGAGCAGCGCUCUCAAUUACGAGGACAUGAAGACGGCCAUCACUAAUCUCAAAAAUGCCUUGGAACUGUUGCAAACUGGAAGAGACCCGGCUUGAAGUUUUGUAACAUUUUUUUAUUUUCAGCACACUGUUAUGGAAUCGAGGCAAUACAGGUGAUUUUACGUUAUAUUUAUCUGUUGAAAUCAAACCUUGAUAAUAAGAGGGUGUAAUCUUGAAGUCCAUGCUGAUUUGUGACAUUUUUGAUCCUAUUUUCUAUUAACUGACCUUUGUGAUGAGAAUGAGAGUAGUUAUUGUACACACCUCUAAUACACUCAAUAACUAUUCGAUAAUAAUAAGUUCCGAAUUAGCAACAUUUCUAAUUGUUAUCAGUUGCAGAAAUACAUAAAGUUUGCUUAAUAGAAAUUUGAUGAUACCUCUAAUUGUCUAAGGCACAUGUCGCCUUAAAUUCGCAUGAUGAUUGUAUAGGCAUAUAUAUCUGUAUAUUAUUUAUUUGAAAUAUACUGAAAACAAGUUGUAUGGAAACAGUAGGUACUCACAUUAAAUACUUAGUUUACCUUAACAAGUAUUGUCCAAUAUGCUUGUACUAAAGAACAGCUUUAAUUC